Durusdinium trenchii is the source of this 2655-nucleotide messenger RNA. Lineage: Eukaryota; Dinophyceae; Suessiales; Symbiodiniaceae. The record is from the annotation of a GenBank genome assembly.
AUGGCUCCGCCAAAGGCGGCAGCCAAGCGCAAACCAGCCGACAAGCGCGGGCUGGACAAUGUCGAGGAGAGCCCUGGCAAGAAACAAAAGCCAGAUGUGGUGCCCACCGCCAAGGCGGCCUCGUCUCCAGCGAAGGCUUCAACGACAUCUCUCAAAGCUCCCACCAUCCCAUCUUUGGAGGGUUCUGCAGCCAUGGGUGCUCACUCGCUGAUGAAAGAAGUCGUUCCAUGGGCUACUGGACUACUACAAGCAGUUUUGCAGGAGUUGCCAAAGAGCCUUGGGAGUAGCCUUGGGUGUGACGCCAAACAUCCUUUGCGGGAGCUUGCGCCGUUGACCGUUCCAAGCAACCGCUCUGGUGGUGGCAAGCUGUCGAAUUUCAAAGAGACUUGGAACUCUGAGAACUGCCGGUAUGCUAUCAAGAACUCGGAGCAGUACGAAGCUGGUGGAUCACUGUACUGGCUGCAGCUCGGCUUCUGCUCGGAUGGCGUGCUUCUGCUGGAAGAGCCUUCGGUGGAGGAGGUACUGCUGGCAAUGGACGCUCUGAUGCCGGCAGAAGCAUCAAAGCUGUUUUUCCCAGAUGCCUUUGCUACCUAUGCUUCCGCGAGUGCAGUCACAGGAGACGGCUUUCCCUCAGGCCUGCAGCUGUUGCAUCGCCACGUACAAGUGUUUGCGUGGUAUACCGCCAUGGCCAAAGCUCUUCAGUCCACUGACAGCAGUAGGGUCGAGAAGCUCCACGAGAUGGCGUUGACGGCGACCAUUCGGGUCCAUGCAACUACAGAGGUGCUUCCCGUGAAUGUUCUUUCUCUGAGGCUGUCAGAGAAGGCGAAGGUCGAAGACAAAGGUGACAGCUUUGUCCUGUUUGCAAAGAAGGUGUCGCUGAUUCGCAGAGAGCACUCCUCGGCGCCCUUCGGUGAGUUUCUGCAGAAGUUGAUUGAUGAGGGCAUCCGCUUCAAUGGCAAGCUGGUCCACCGAACGUUGCUCCAGGCCGUUCAGUCUGUAGAUUCCUUGCUUACGCCUUCUGCGGAGAAAGUCUUGGGGCAAACACAGCGAGAGUUUGGCCGAUCAGUUUGGGCAGAGAGCUACACCAAGUUGGCCCGCGUUUCCCAAUCGUGUGUGAAGUAUUGCAGCCAGCCGAACAGCAAGCUUGUGGCCAGUGAACUCUUCAAGUUGACGCUCGAGACCUUCGUGAUGCAGUUGCGCCGUGGGCUUGUGCCAGCUUCUUUCUUCACGCAGGAGGCCUUGGAGCCAAGGGGGAUGCAGUCGGAUGGCUGCACUUCGAAAGACCAAAGGGCACACUUGACGGAUGUCUUGGGCAAAAUUGGCACGCCUACGCUCUAUGAGCACGAAAUUCCUCUGACAGAGACUACAGAGGCGGCUGCAGCGGAUGGUGAAGAGUUGACGCAACACGAAGAUGCUUUCGCAAAGUUGACCAGCGAUCUGCCCAAGCCCUACCGCGCAGUCGCUGAGCUUGUGCAGGGCCUUUGGGAGGGAGACUAUGAGAAGGAGAUCAAGGAGCUCUUCGCUUCUGACCCGGACGCGCAGAACAGCAUUUUGUCGGAGUCCCAGCAGACCAAGAGCAGCAAGCUGUCCAAAGGCUUCCGGGCUGCCGCAGCUGCUUUGUCGCAGGAACAUGUAUCCUGCAACACUGCCGCUCCACCCGUGAGCCUGCGAGAGCUGGUCCGGAGAAACUCCUAUGGAGACGAGGACCGUGAAGCCAGAGAAGUGGAACGCACCAACCUCUGGAAAGAGGCGCAGACUGCCCGCAAAAAGCACAUCCAGUUUGGUAUUUGGUCAAGCCGCACAGCUGACUCCUUGCAAACUCUCUUCAAGAAGUCUGCCGCCUUUUCUUUCGAGGGCCAGCUCAAUGAGACCCACCGCGCCUUCGUGUUUUCUUGCGAUUUGUGGUCAGAAGGCCCAGAGGCUUGGUCGAAGCAACAGGCCAUUGAUGCCCACGACAAGCUGGUUGAGGAGACUUGGAAGUUCUUGCACAGCCAGCAGCAGGAGAGUGAUUUUGUGUUGCUCUUUGACGGGUGCAUCCGUGGCAACCGCCCGGCGAUCGAGAGCAGCAAGUGGCAGUGUCCUGGCGGCGGGGGCCUGUUAGACUUUUGUGCCGCGCGCACGGCAAGCCAGAAGAAGCCCAACGUUCGAGGCAGAAAGGUGUUUGGGGGAGCCCAAGCAUUUGAAACAUGUUUCGUGCGCUUGGCGGUGCCUCGAGUGCGGCUCUCAGUGAAGGACAGGGAAGACGACUACCUUGUUGAGAAGGAAGACAACUUGGGGACCAACGACCUCACCCUCGUGGGCAUACCGCCCCUCAAGAGGGCCCCGCAGUUGCUGUUGAGCGAGAAGAAGAAGAUUUUUUCUGAUGCGGCCGUGCCGGACACUUACAAGUCCUCAUCGGUGCCGCUCUUCUGGGCAGAGUCCAAGGGAGAUGAGUUCUGGUCCACAGUGAUCAAGAUGCUUGACCUUGGUUGCGUUGUCGACUGCACUCCCGGCAGUGGCACGCUAGCGCGUGUGUGCUUGGAGCAGGAGGCACUGCCUCCGGUGGUGCUGUACAACUCAGACCUCAGCGAGAUGAUUGAGGAACACUACGCAGAUGUUUUGGCCGAGCUGAACCCGCCCGAUGUCGAAGGAGAGAACGAUGACGAAGGGGAUUGA